CUUCAAUAUCAGAAGUUUGCUGCAAAUCUGUAAAAAACAAAUCUCCCAAAGUAUCCUACAUAUAUCCCUGGGAGCAUUUCUCCUUUCUUUUUGCAGAUGCAUUAAGCCUCAGGAGCAAUGGCAGGCGCUGGAGAGCGCAAAGGAAAGAAGGAUGACAAUGGGAUUGGCACGGCUAUUGAUUUUGUGUUGUCCAAUGCUCGACUUGUACUGGGAGUGGGAGGUGCUGCUAUGCUGGGGAUUGCUACCUUGGCUGUCAAACGGAUGUAUGACAGAGCAAUCAGUGCUCCAGCCAGCCCCACCCAUUUAAGCCAGUCAGGAAAGAGAAGCUGGGAGGAACCAAGCUGGCUUGGGUCAUCAUCACGAUUACUGAACCAAGACAUGAAGACAAAUCUUAGCCGUUCUCUGCAGACUCUGCCCACAGAUGCUUCAGAUUUUGAAAUAGAUUCCAUCAAAUCUAUGAAGCAUAAAUCACCUGCUAAAAGAAGCCAGGUGGAAUUGAAAAAAUCCCGCCUUCGGAUGUCCUUGCAAGAAAAACUGUUUGCUUAUUAUCGGAGAAAGGUGGCUAUCUCUGUAGAAGAACAAAUCAAAGCCAAGCAAGCUGCUGUGGAUAUCUGUGCUGAAUUACGCAGUUUCCUCCGUACCAAGUUGCCAGACAUGCCUCUGCGCGAGAUGUAUCUGAGUGGUAGCCUCUGUGAUGACUUACAGGUUGUGACAGCUGAUCACAUUCAACUUAUUGUUCCUCUUGUGCUAGAACAGAAUUUAUGGUCAUGCAUUCCGGGUGAAGAAACCAUUAUGAACAUCCCUGGCUUCUGCCUAGUACGUCGGGAAAACCCAGAGUAUUUUCCUCGUGGUAGCAGUUAUUGGGACCGCUGUGUAGUGGGAGGUUAUCUCUCACCUAAGUCUGUUUGUGGUACCUUUGAGAAAGUAGUGGCUGGCUCUAUCAAUUGGCCAGCAAUUGGAUCCCUCUUAGAUUAUGUGAUUCGUCCAGUCGCACCCUUAGAAUCUCUAACUUUGGAGGUGCAGUAUGAACGGGAUCGGCACCUUCUGAUAGACUUUUUACCAUCUGUGACACUAGGUGAUUCUGUAUUGGUAACCAAGCCACAUCGACUGGCCCAAUAUGAUAAUCUAUGGCGACUCAGCCUUCGGCCAGCAGAAACAGCUCGCCUGCGGGCCUUGGACCAAGAUGACUCUGGUUGCCGUUCUUUGUGCCUUAAGAUCCUCAAGGCCAUAUGUAAACUGAACCCAGUUCUGCGUCGUCUUUCUGCCAGCCAGCUUACCAAUGUAAUAUUACACCUGACUCAAGAAGAAACUGAUUGGUCACAAGAUGCAAUAGCUGACCGUUUUCUUCAGGCAUUGAGAAAACUGAUUGGCUAUUUGGAAGAAGGAAUUCUUCCGAGUGCUUUAAAUCCCAAGGUGAACUUGUUUUCAGAGCUUACUACUGAAGAAGUAGAUGAGUUAGGCUAUACUCUGUACUGUUCACUUUCAGAACCAGAACUUCUGCUGCAAAUGUAAUCGCUGCCUUAAGUAUGAGUUAGUGUUAGAACUACUUGCCAUGAUAAUUUGUCUUCUGAGUGACCUAUGCACAUCUUGCCCUGGUUAUUUUGCAAGUCUGCCUCUGCAUUUUUACUGUUAUUAAAUAGGAGUGGGGGGCUUUAGGUUUCUUGGUGCUACUGGUCUAGUUCCACUACACUCAAGGAAUUGAAGGAAGAAGCAACUUUGAAGAUCUGCUCAAUUUGCCAUAAUGUUCUUGUUGAUGUAUCCGCUGCUGGAGUCCCAACAUAUGCUCUAUUUCCUGUAAUACUUAAUACUUUGCUGCAGUGAAAAUUCUUACCUCCUAUUUCAAAAGUGUAGAAUUGUCACUAACAAUUUUAAGAACCCCCAAAAUAUAAUAAGGUUUGUUCCUAUUGAUUGGUGACUAUUUCCCCCCUUUUUAUUCUGAAAGUUCUUGACAGAAAAACUUCAAGAAAACUAUUCGUAGCAGGAUAUAUAUUUGUGAAUUCUGUACAUUGACUGUAUACUGUCUAGAGGAGGGGUUUUUUUUAAAAAAAAUAGCAUGCUGCUUUAAUUUAUGUGACACUCAGAGAGAUGAUGACCCCAUAUUUUGAAAACUGAGUGCAUAUUGUCUAGGACUUGCUGCUUUGGAGUCCUUCACUACACAAGCACAUACAAGAUCCUCAAUACACUCGUUUGAAAAACUGGUAGCAGAUUGGUAAUUGAUGCAGAGGAAUGUAAGAAGAGAAAUUUCAUAUUCACUUCUUUUGAAAUUAUUUGUCCAUGUGUUAAUUGUUUGAGAAAUUAGGAAAUAUCACUAAGGCACAGAUGAGGACACUUGAAAUAAAAAUUCUUGAAUAAGUGCUAUGACACUUCAAAAAUGUUGUGCCUUAAAAUUAUAACAAAGAGUAGAUAAGGGGUGACUAUAUGCAAAACUGAAGAGAGCAAAUAUGCUAUACUUGUUAUUGAUGGUCAGAGAUUUUGAAUUUGAAGCACCUUUGCCCUCUUCAAUUCUGAAUACUGCAUAUCAUUAGUGCUUGAGCUUCAAAUUAUUGGCUAGCUGGCAAAUGUAUGGAUACUUCCUGAAGGUUUUGUCUAUAAACUAUUGGGCACAGGCAAUUAGAAGAAAUGACACUACUGGAGGAACGCAAAAUAGUUUUAAGUGAAAAAUAUAUAUUAUGCUGUUUAUAUUUAAAGGAGAUGGCAUAUUAUAUAUUUAACCAGUUUGAUCCAAUUGUAUUCAAGAAACUAUAAAGCACAUUUUCUCCUAUGUGGUCUUCCGUACCUAACUUAUAUAACCCUCUUCUUAAUCUCUACUCAUUCUUUGAAAUGAUACAACAUUUAGGGAGGAGCUUCAGUAGCUGUAUCUCUUGCUUUGCAGAUACAAGCAUGGCAUGGUGAAUGUGUAAUCUCUUGGGAAUAUAUGGUUUGUUAAUGCUGCUAUCAUCUGGUACUUCUUCCAUCUUCCCCCAAGGGAAAAAACAGGAGGUACUCUAAGAGAUGAAACUGUCAAACCUCCAUAACAAGUAUUGCUACAAUACAUAUGUAAUUCUGAGGGUUGCCUUGUUUCACAUAUCCACUCUCAACAUUAAAUGGUAGAGUGGAUAAUGAGAUAAUUUGCAGAUCUUGGGAAUUGAACAUAAAACUUCCAUAUUCUUUCUGUUGAAAGUGGUGCUUACUAAGGCUACAUAUGCUUCAGAACAUUUUUGAAAGAAGGGGUUUGGUCCUUGUUUGCACAGAAUCACCUGAUACUCAUUAAAGUAGCCAGUUCUUUUUCAGGAUGCUACUUAAAAAGGUGUGUUAAUUUUAAUGAAUGGAAUCUGUAAAGCAGUGGCAUAUUUUGGAAGCCUGGAAAAAUGAAUUUAAUAAAUAACACAGCUGCUAGUUUUGUUGUGCAAGGCCCAAAAUGCUCCUUUAAAGUCACUGUCAAAAUAUAGCUCUAGGGCUUAUGUUAAGAUACUCUUCGUAGGCUCCAAUUCUGUAGCUAUGGAGAGUGCAAAAACUCAUUAUAUUUUGAGAUCAGAUUGUCUUUUACAGAUGGCAUAUAUUGUGGCAAUGGAAUCAGUAUUAGCCUAAUUUAAGUUUGUGUUAUAGCCAAAGAUGAAGUUGGGUGCCUGGCAAUUGUAACCUGGGAAAUAUUUGCUUUUGGCUUUUUUUAGUGAAUAAUAUAGUUUCCAUAAUACAUUCCUCUCCAUUCUCAACCUUCCUACUACAUGAGUUGAUGAACACCUAGAGCAGGGGUGGGUUCUACUUACCUUUACUACCGGUUUCCAAUGAGCCUGUGCGUUCUUCGGCACAUGCACAGAUCACCUAUAAUGACGUCCGGGUCAGUGGGCAGAGCCUCCCGCUGGUUUUACUACUGGUUCUUGUGAACCGGUCCGAACCAGGGGCAACCCACCACUGCUACAGAGACAUUAUGCAGUUAGAGACUUUGCUAUGAGGCCUAUUGUUUGCCAUCUUUGCUCCAUUUUUCCUUUUGUCUCUUAGUCUGCUGUUUGUUUAGAGCAGGAAAGCAAAUCGUAUGAGGCAAGAAUUAGAAGAAUCCAGUAUCUUGCAUUCCCAUUUAUCUUACUUUUAAAAAUUGCAAAAACCUUUUAUUAAAUUUUUAAAAAUUGUUAUAAGGUUGAAUAUAUAUUGUAUGUAGCUUUAAGCAACUAUCCCUGUGACAGUAAGAUGCCAUUUUGAUUUUUAUUUCACUUUCAUGUCUUUUAACUGUUAUUUCCUACAAAGCAAUGAUGAAUUGGGAUUUUUUUUCUCUUUGAAAUAUGUAAAAAAGAUUUAAGUCUAUUUCAUGAAAAGGUUCAUAACACAACAAAUUGCCACUGCCAUCUGUGCAAAAUCCAAGCUGAAAUAAAAGUGUUUACUCUUCCUUUCUGUUGAGGAUAAUAUACCUUGCAUUCUAUGUGAAUGAUAUUGUGUGAGGCAGCUGUAUUUCCUUGGAAAAUUCAAUUUGAAAACUUAGUAUUCUUAAACUUACAAGUAUUCACUUAAAUUGUAUGUGAUAACUAACUAACUGGCAGGGUUAGUUUUCAGCUCUCAGUCUGUAAAACAAUCAGAACAUAGAUAUUGAUUCAGUAGUAUGAAGUACAACACAUGGCCGUUGUUUUAAAUCACUGGGAAGUGGGAAGCCAACAACAGCAGCUGAUGGUGUCAAGCCAAUAGCUCAAGUCUGCUCAUCCUGGAAUAUACCUUAGGUGUCAAACCAAUCAGUAGAAACUGCAAUCAUGAUCAGCUAGCUGAAUAAUAAAUUUGUCUUCCCUUGGCACUAUUGACUUCCCAGGUUUGAUGAAAUAUUUGGGACAUUUGCCAGGCUGAAAUGUAUAAGGGUUGGAGGAGAAAAUUCUAAUGGUCUGUAACUGUGUAUAAAAGUUGUAAAAUAAAAUCCUCCACAACCAA
Messenger RNA from Pantherophis guttatus, 4887 nucleotides. It is a transcript of the gene MIEF1, whose product is annotated as mitochondrial elongation factor 1. NCBI's taxonomy places the organism in Eukaryota, Metazoa, Chordata, Lepidosauria, Squamata, Colubridae. Gene Ontology annotation, cellular component: mitochondrial outer membrane. The record is from RefSeq and is a predicted model, not a curated record. Gene Ontology annotation, biological process: positive regulation of mitochondrial fission; mitochondrion organization.